This is a messenger RNA of Porites evermanni, 302 nucleotides long. The record is from the annotation of a GenBank genome assembly. NCBI's taxonomy places the organism in Eukaryota, Metazoa, Cnidaria, Anthozoa, Scleractinia, Poritidae.
CAGAGAAAACGGCAACACAAAGUAAGCCCAAGGAACCAGAGAAAAAGACAACACAAAGUAAGCCCAAGGAACCGGAGAAAACGGCAAAGCAAAGUAAGCCCAAGGAACCUGAAAAAAAGGCAGCACAAAGUAAGCCCAAGGAACCGGAGAAAACGGCAAAGCAAAGUAAGCCCAAGGAACCGGAGAAAAUGGCAACACAAAGUAAGCCUAAGGAACUGGAGAAAACGGCAAAGCAAAGUAAUAAGCCCAAGGAACCGGAGAAAACGGCAAAGCAAAGUAAGCCCAAGGAACCGGAGAAAAUG